UGUCAAUUGUCUCGCAUUGACUGAUAUCAACAGAAAAGAUGGCGGACUUUGAAAACGAUUACUUAAUUGAUGGCAAAUCUCUGUAUUCUCUUCGUGUGAUCGACUUGAAGGAAGUGCUGACCAAACGGGACGUCCCCUACAAGAAGAAUGCAACCAAAGCCCAACUCCAGGCUCUCGUCAUUCAGUAUUUGAAUGAAGCGAAUGAAGAGAAGUCCAGCGAAGACACCAUACAAUCGGAGGAAACCAAUGAAUCGAUUGGUGGCGCGAAUGACAUCCCAAAGAGUGAUGACAUCAAUAAUGAACAGAAUUUAUGUCCACAACAGACGGAAGCGACGGAUUUGAGUCAAGACGCGGGCAUCACAUCAUCGGUCUCUUUCGGUGACAAGCAUUCAAUCAAAUUAACCAUUAAAUUACAGCCAAAUGAGAGCCCAAACAGACAGUUGAGUCCCAAGAAGUCGCCGGUCAAAGAGAUGAGGUCUCCAGGCGUUGACUCUUUCAAUGCUGUUAGCGAUGCGGUUAGAUCUCCGAUGGCGGACUUUGAAAACGAUUACUUAAUUGAUGGCAAAUCUCUGUAUUCUCUUCGUGUGAUCGACUUGAAGGAAGUGCUGACCAAACGGGACGUCCCCUACAAGAAGAAUGCAACCAAAGCCCAACUCCAGGCUCUCGUCAUUCAGUAUUUGAAUGAAGCGAAUGAAGAGAAGUCCAGCGAAGACACCAUACAAUCGGAGGAAACCAAUGAAUCGAUUGGUGGCGCGAAUGACAUCCCAAAGAGUGAUGACAUCAAUAAUGAACAGAAUUUAUGUCCACAACAGACGGAAGCGACGGAUUUGAGUCAAGACGCGGGCAUCACAUCAUCGGUCUCUUUCGGUGACAAGCAUUCAAUCAAAUUAACCAUUAAAUUACAGCCAAAUGAGAGCCCAAACAGACAGUUGAGUCCCAAGAAGUCGCCGGUCAAAGAGAUGAGGUCUCCAGGCGUUGACUCUUUCAAUGCUGUUAGCGAUGCGGUUAGAUCUCCGGUCAGAUCUCCCGUGAAGUCUCCGGUGACGGACACACAUAUAAAGUCGCCGAAACAAACUCCAGAAGUGAUUAAACAAGUUUUACCAGAAGUUGUCACUGAAAUACCGGCUCCAGUGGAGCCCAAAUCGGUGCCAUUGGCUGAAGUGUGCGAACAAACGGCUCCCGUAGUCGUCUCCCAAGUGUUAGCACAACAAGACAUCGUCUCAUCAGAAAAACCCAAACAAAUCAUCGAAGAAAUCGUGAAACCCUCUAAAGGGAAAGAAUUUGCAAAUACGGACUCAUCCGGGACUAAGAAUUCAUCACCAAAUGAUUCCACAGAUUCAACACAAAAAUCUACAGAAUUAGUGACUAAAUCACAAGAAUUACCAGAAGAUAAUUCAGCCAUUUCUAAGGACACCAGUAGUGAUAGCACUAGAAAAGAAACGCCAGUCGUUAGUCCUGUCAAAGAGAGACGAACUGUGAGUCCUGUUAAAGAGACUCGAGUUGUGAGUUCUAUCAAAGAGACACGAAAUAGAAGUCCUGUCAAAGAGAGACGAAGUGUAAGUCCUGUCAAAGAGACGCCAGUCGUGAGUCCUAUCAAAGAGACACGAACUGUAAGUCCUGUCAAAGAGACUCGAGUUGUGAGUCCUGUAAAAGAAACACCAGCUGUGAGUUCUAUUAAAGAGUCUCCAGUUGUUGAGCCGAUUGUGAAACAAACGGAUAAGAAAAGUGAACGUUUAGACGAAACUGAGAGUAAAGUCCCGGAAACGGAUCAAAGAAGAAAAAGUCCCGAAAAGGCGAGACCUCCGCGAAGGAGGCGUUGGGGCGGAGCCGUCACUAAUGAGACGCAACAAAACACACCAAAAGGUAUAUCAAGUGAUCAGAUCAAGGAAAUGAUCUCUGAUUUGGACUCAAUGAGUGCCACUUCGGGUGCCGACAGUUCGAGCGCAUCAAAGGUGAGUAAAUCCGAUACAAGUAUUGUUGUUACGAGUAGUCUCUCUCGAACUCAAACAACCGCUACAACCAAUGAAAUGCCCGCAAAACGUGACAUUCGUGUUGUCAGGAAAUCAGUUUCUGUUCCAGAAGAUGAACAGAUCCCUAAAGAGUCGGUCAAACCACCGGUUAUCCAACCCGUUGUCGAACAUAAGAAGCCUAUUGUAGCGGAAGUGGUUGAACGCAAAAGUGAAGAACAGUUGGACGAGAAGCGAGAGUCGAGUCCCGCCAAAAACACGGCCACAGAAGUGGUGUUCAUCCGAAACCUC
Messenger RNA from Medioppia subpectinata, 2258 nucleotides. NCBI's taxonomy places the organism in Eukaryota, Metazoa, Arthropoda, Arachnida, Sarcoptiformes, Oppiidae. The record is from the annotation of a GenBank genome assembly.